Molecule: messenger RNA, 1632 nt
Organism: Lepisosteus oculatus (spotted gar)
Lineage: Eukaryota; Metazoa; Chordata; Actinopteri; Semionotiformes; Lepisosteidae
Gene: dkk1b
Product: dickkopf WNT signaling pathway inhibitor 1b
Biological process (GO): negative regulation of canonical Wnt signaling pathway; multicellular organism development
Cellular component (GO): extracellular region
Molecular function (GO): receptor antagonist activity; co-receptor binding
Source: RefSeq, a predicted model, not a curated record
GGGUGUGUGAGGGGAAAGAAAAAUACAGUAACUGUAGUUAAUGUUGACAUAAAAUAGAAAAAGCAAAUGCCAUAAGCCUUUUAGGAGGUUCUCUUACAUUAACAAUGGGUUUAAUUAUAUCCCUUAAAUCCGAAGCGAAGUAUGGGCGCUGCUUCCAGUGUAUCAGAAGAUGUGUCGGUGCGUGAUUGAUGUAAUCUCAAGGAAAAUCAUUGAUAAUUAUAUACAAACAUCAUUGUGAAAUCCCAGGAAGAGAAUUCCCUUCCAAUAGGUUAGUUUCUGUGGGAAGCGCCAGGAGUCCAAUCUCUUUGAAAUUUCAUCCCUGCCUUUGUUAUACAUAGCUAGGGGCGGGAAUGCAAACAACCCCACAUGUAUAAAUCCAGCAACAGAACGAGUGAAUCUUCAGAAAAAAACGGGAAAGAACUGCACCGUCUACUCGACCUGAACGCUUACAGAGGACUAUACUGCAGUUAGAUCGCCAAGGGUGACCAAGGAGUGUGCCUCUUCCUCCCGAUUGUAAUUUCACAGUUUAAAUAUGCAUUUGGCUACAAUACCAGUGCUUUUAACUGCAUGUUUCGGGCUGUACGGCUAUUCGCAUGCUGUUAACGCGGGGUCCGGUCUGUUCAACUCCAAUGCUAUCAAAAACCUUUCCGGCGGUGCGCCGAAUCCCAGCUACCCGGUCAGUGCAAGCCCGGACAUCCUUAUGUACGACAGCGGCAACAAGAAUAUUGGCGCGGACACCUUUCAGAGUUACAGCUGCUUGGAUGAUGAGGAAUGUGCCGUUGAUGAAUACUGCCUCGGAUCCCGAGGCGUCUGUCUCUCCUGCAAGAAACGCAGGAAGCGCUGCGUCCGGGACGCUAUGUGCUGUCCUGGCAACCACUGCAGUAAUGGACUGUGUUUGCCUAAUGAUCCCGACACUACUUACCACGCUGUGGUCGAUGACACCAUCCCCGACCGUCUUGUUGAUGAAGAUCAGUUCACGGUGGAACCUCAUCCUAGACGAACCAUCGUACCCACAGGACCUCAGUCGCUUAAAGGUCAGGAAGGCGAAGUGUGUCUGAGGUCUUCAGACUGCGCAGAAGGGCUGUGCUGCGCUCGUCACUUCUGGUCCAAGAUCUGCAAGCCUGUGCUAAAAGAAGGACAAGUUUGCACCAAGCACCGAAGAAAAGGAACCCAUGGUUUAGAGAUAUUUCAGCGCUGCGACUGUGCAGAUGGCCUGGCCUGUAGAACCCAGCAGGGUGAUCACAGCAGCAAAGCAUCCAGACUUCACACCUGUCAGAGACACUGAUCAGUCUCGCAGCGGAUAUCGGACGAUCUAUUUUUACCUAUUCUAAGGACUGAUUCUUUGGUCAAAGUGUUUCAAAGUGCUAAAGGAAGAGUUUACAUUUAAUACUCUGUUUUCUUUUUAUCUCUCCCAAAAUAGCAGAGUAGCAUUGAUCGUUUCUCUUUUACGGAACUUCAGCUUCACAAUAAUUGCAGUAAAUUACUGUAUUGUAAAUAUUCGGAGUGGCACUUACGCUGUAAUUAUUUUUAUGUCAACAAGUAUUUUAAGAAAAAAGGUGCUGCAUGGUUAUCCUAAACAUUCUACUAUAUUGUAAAUUUGUAAACAAUGUAAUAUUGCUAUUUAGAAUAUGA